AUGCGCCUCACCCCCCAUCUUCUCCUCUUCGCCCUCCCCACAGUGGCAAUAGCCCUCCCAACAUGGGGCCGCUUCCUGAAUAACACCGGCAGCACUACAACCGUCAACAAGAACAUCACGAACACAAUCAACAAUAUCACGAACACAAUCAACAACAUCACGAACACAAUCAACAACAACACCACCAACAUAGUCAACAACAACAUCACCAACACAGAUAACAGUAAAAGCACGCACAUCGGUGAAGCAGAUAACAUCCACAAAAGCAUCGAAGGCGACAAUAACAUCGACUCAUCGAGUACAGAAACAAGUAUAAGCACAAGUAUCACCCACGACGACCAUUCCGUGUCGAACGAUUACGCGCCGACGAAUUCGAGUGAUUCGCGCGAUUUGUCGGUCAAGGAGAGCAAUAAUAAAGAUAAUAGUAAGAGGCCGAUGCUUAUCGGGAGUUUGUUGGACGGCGCGAAUGUUACGGUGGAGCCUUUGACGGGGGAUUCACCUGCUGCAUCAAGAGCAAAGGAAGGGAAAAUACAAAGUUCUUGGAUUAUCGUAGGAUUUUGUAAUGCGCCGUGA
Messenger RNA from Aspergillus alliaceus, 573 nucleotides. RefSeq lists its product as uncharacterized. The record is from RefSeq and is a predicted model, not a curated record. Bases 1 to 573 code for a protein of 190 amino acids. Lineage: Eukaryota; Fungi; Ascomycota; Eurotiomycetes; Eurotiales; Aspergillaceae. The transcript is spliced from 2 exons.